Molecule: messenger RNA, 1971 nt
Organism: Phyllostomus hastatus (greater spear-nosed bat)
Lineage: Eukaryota; Metazoa; Chordata; Mammalia; Chiroptera; Phyllostomidae
Gene: UMOD
Product: uromodulin
Biological process (GO): neutrophil migration
Cellular component (GO): apical plasma membrane; cell surface
Molecular function (GO): calcium ion binding
Source: RefSeq, a predicted model, not a curated record
AUGGGACGGCUUUUUGCUCUGACUUCAAUGCAGAUGAUGGUGGUGGUAAUCUCUUGGGUGGUCAUUAUAACUGAAGCUAUUGACUCCUUGGAAGCAAGUAGCUGCUCUGAAUGUCACAGCAAUGCUACCUGCAUGGGAGAUGGGGCUGCCAUGACGUGCUCCUGCUAGGUGGGCUUCACUGGCAAUGGCUUCGAGUGCGUGGACCUAGACGAUUGUGCCACCCCUGAUGCCCACUGCUCUGUCAACAGCAGCUGCUUAAACACGCUGAGCUCUUACAUGUGUGUUUGUGCCCAGGGCUUCCGACUCUGGCCUGGGCUCGGUUGUGCAGAUGUGGACAAGAGCGCGGAGCCAGGGCUCAGCAGCUGCCAUGCCCUGGCCACCUGUGUCAACAGCCAGGGUAACUACUCUUGCGUGAACCCUGAGGACUACUGAGGGGACAGGCGGCGCUGUGAGUGCUCCUCAGGCACCUUUGGGCCAGGGCUUGUUUGCAUGGCCUAGGGAGAGGCGCUCCUGUGCUCCAACCCAUGCCAGGUGCACUGCACUUUGGACCAGUACUGGCGCAGUACCAAGCACGGUGCGGGCUACAUCUGUGACAGGAACCUGCGCGGCUGGUACCACUUUGUGGGGCAGGGCAGCGGGCGCCCGGCUGAGACCUGCGUGCCUGUCCUGCGCUGCAACACAACCGUGCCCUUGUGGCUCAAUGGCACUCACCUGUCCAACUGUGAGGGCAUCGUGAGCCGCAGGGCCUGUGCUCACUGGAGUGGGGACUGAUGCCUGUGGGACGCGCCAGUUCAAGGGAAGACCUGCGCCGGUGGCUACUAUGUCUACAACCUGACCAAGCCCCCUGAGUGUCUGUGUGACUGUGAUCCUGCAAAUCCCAGCUCCGUGGAGGAGACGUGUGAAGAGUGCAGGAUAGAAGACUGCAUAUCGGAUAAUGGCAGAUGGGGCUGCCAGUGCAAGCAGCACUUUAAUGGCAGCGAUCUCUCUCUCCUGCAGCACAGGCUGGAGUAGGGCUUACACUUUGAGAAGGUCUUCAUGUACUUACAUGUACCAUGUUCAGGCUUCCUUGAAAGGGGUGACUGAGUCUAUGUGGUGACCCCAGCCAGGGAUGACCCCUAUGAGACAGUAAUGAUGAAGUAUCUGGCAGAUGAUAUCAUCAUUUGUGAUGUCAACAGCAGCAUCAAAUUUGGGUUCUUCUACCUGGACAUGAAAGUCAGCCUGAAGUCUUACCUGCAGCCAAUGAUCCGGUGUGGCCACAGAGGGUCCCCAGUGCCCCUGUCCAGCUGCCCCCUACAAUCCCUUAACCACAGCCCUCAGCUUCUCUGUCAACUGCCUCCCACAGGGAACUGGAUGAGGAAACUUGGAGAUGGUGUUAGAAGUGCACUGGGUCCUGGUGAGCAACAUGCCUGGGGGAAGAAAUCUCUUUUGGGUGAAACAUCACCUGGCCAAGCAGUGCCCUGGAGCAAUGUGGCCACGUCCCAGAUCUGUACCCUCAAUAUCAGCAUGGGUGGAAUAGGAAUGUUCAAGAAAAUGGCCCUCUUUCAAAGCUCUGACUAAACACAGCCUUACCAAGGUUCCACUGUUACUCUAUCCACCAACACCUUUCUCUAUGUGGGCACCACGUGGGAUGGGGGCAAUUUGUCCUGCUUUGUACUGCUGAUGACCAACUGCUAUGCCACAUCCAGUGGCAAUACCACAGACCCUUUGAAGUACUUUAUUAUCCAGGGCAAUUGUCCAAGGUCAAAAGAUUCAACCUUCCAAGUGCUGGGGAAUGGGGACUCACCUCAGGAUCGAUUCUCUGUCCAGAUGUUUUGUUUUGUGGGAAACCAUGACCUGGCCUACGGGCACUGUAAAGUGUAUCUCUGUGAUAUCGUAAAUGAACAGUGCAAACCUACCUGCCCCAGGACCAGAUUGUACAAUAAGGGCAUCAUAGACCAAUCUCAUGUCCUGAACUUGGGUCCCAUCAUGUGA